Caenorhabditis bovis is the source of this 1314-nucleotide messenger RNA. The record is from the annotation of a GenBank genome assembly. NCBI's taxonomy places the organism in Eukaryota, Metazoa, Nematoda, Chromadorea, Rhabditida, Rhabditidae.
AUGAUACUUAUCGCCAUAUUCGAAUCGAUUAUUGAAUAUUUGCGAAGAAUUGAUUGGGUCGCGCAUGCGUCGUCGAACGCGAUUCUCGCCGCCGCCCAGCCGUUCUAUCAGCCGCCCGUGCAGGACACGCAGCCCGAUAGGCCGAUUGGAUAUGGGGCGUUUGGAGUUGUGUGGUCGGUGACCGAUCCGCGAAGUGGCAAGCGUGUGGCGUUGAAGAAGAUGCCGAACGUGUUCCAGAAUUUGGCGUCGUGUAAACGCGUGUUUCGCGAAAUCAAAAUGCUGUCAUCGUUUCGGCACGACAAUGUUUUGUCGCUUCUCGACAUUCUCCAACCCGCCAAUCCGCACUUUUUCCAAGAAUUAUAUGUGCUCACGGAGCUGAUGCAAAGCGAUCUGCACAAGAUCAUUGUAUCGCCGCAGCCGUUGACGAUUGAUCACGUCAAAGUGUUUGUGUAUCAGAUUCUUCGAGGUCUGAAAUACUUGCACACGGCCAACAUUCUCCAUCGCGACAUCAAACCCGGCAAUUUGUUGGUGAACAGCAAUUGCAUUCUGAAAAUCUGCGAUUUCGGUUUGGCGCGCACGUGGGACAGCCGCGAGCGGCAGAACAUGACGCACGAGGUCGUCACGCAGUACUAUCGGGCGCCCGAGCUGCUGAUGGGCGCACGACGGUACACGGGCGCCGUCGACAUCUGGUCGGUCGGAUGCAUAUUCGCCGAGUUGCUUCAACGCAAAAUUCUGUUCCAAGCGGCGGGACCCAUCGAGCAGCUGCAGAUGAUCAUUGAUUUGUUCGGCACGCCGACGCCGGAGGCGAUGAAGUACGCGUGCGAAGGCGCGCGCAAUCACGUCAUGCGAAGCGGACCGAGGCCGUCGAACGCGCAAUCAUUAUAUCGACUUUCGCCGCAAACGACCGACGAAGCGGUGGAUUUGCUCGUGAAACUGCUGCAAUUCGAUCCGGACAAACGCGCGACGGUUCAGGAGGCGCUCAAACACCCAUAUUUGGAAGAGGGCCGCUUGCGAUUCCAUUCGUGCAUGUGCACGUGCUGCUACACGAAGCCCAACUGCCCGUCGCGUCUGUUCGCCCAGGAUCUCGAUCCAUGCGUAUGUCACGAGACGCCGUUCGAUCCGAAAUGGGAGAAGGAGGUGGCGAGAUUGUCGAUGUUCGAGCUGCGCGACAAAAUGUACCAAUUUGUGAUGGACCGCGCGCCGUUGUUCGGCAUCGCGUUGUGCAUCAAUCCGCAAUCGGCGGCCUACAAGAAUUUUGCGAGCUCAUCCGUCGCUCAGGCCUCCGAAUUGCCGCCAUCGCCAAACGCUUGGUGA